AAUGCCAGUAAGAAAAUGAACCUCAGACAUGGUGACUUAUAUGUCCUUUGAUAAUAAAUUUACUUUGACCUUUGAGUUGAACUCUGUGGAAAGGUUGUGACUGCCAAUGGAGAGGAUGCAGGAACCAGAUCAGACCCUCUGUUCUGUAUCCACCGGUCCCCACAGAAAAUACCACCUUUAAAAUUCCAAUGGGUAAAAAAUGAAAUAUAGCUGCUCUCUAACUUCCCUUCGAGUCAAAGAAAAUGCUGAAGAUGUUUUCCAAGCUCCAAGCAGUUGCUUUGAUUCUGAUUUCCAAAGGAUUUUUCUGCUUUUCACAUGGUGAAAGUAACUUUGGCAAGAAGGAGAUCAAAAUUGAAGGGGACCUGGUUUUGGGGGGUCUGUUUCCCGUGCACGAGAAAGGCUCAGGAACAGAAGAGUGCGGCAGAAUCAACGAAGAUCGGGGAAUCCAACGUCUGGAAGCCAUGCUUUUCGCUAUCGAUGCAAUAAAUCACAACACCUACUUGUUGCCAGGAGUGAAGCUCGGAGUUCACAUAUUGGAUACGUGCUCAAGAGACACAUAUGCCUUGGAGCAAUCACUGGAAUUUGUGAGAGCCUCCUUGACAAAAGUAGAUGAAACAGAAUAUAUUUGUCCAGAUGGAUCAUAUGCAGUUCAGGACAAUAAUCCCUUAGCCAUUGCAGGUGUGAUUGGCGGCUCGUACAGUAGUGUUUCUAUACAGGUUGCAAAUUUGCUAAGACUCUUCCAAAUCCCUCAGAUCAGCUAUGCUUCGACAAGUGCAAAACUCAGUGACAAAAGCCGCUACGAUUACUUUGCAAGAACGGUCCCUCCCGAUUUUUAUCAAGCUAAAGCCAUGGCAGAGAUCUUGCAGUUCUUCAACUGGACCUAUGUGUCAACCGUCGCCUCUGACGGUGACUAUGGAGAGACGGGAAUUGAAGCCUUUGAGCACGAAGCAAGGCUUCGAAAUAUAUGCAUUGCCACAUCAGAGAAAGUAGGCCGGUCAACCACAAAGAAAACCUACGAUGGCGUCAUCCACCAGCUUCUCACCAAAGCCAAUGCAAAUAUCGUGGUCCUAUUUACACGUGGCGAUGACGCCAGGGAGCUUCUCGCUGCUGCCAGUCGGUUGAACAUCUCGGGAUUCACUUGGAUUGCCAGCGAUGGAUGGGGAGCCCAGGAAAUUGUUGUCAAGGGAAAUGAGCAGGUUGCCAAUGGCGCAAUCACUCUAGAACUAGCUUCCUACCCCAUCAAGGAGUUUGAUAAAUACUUCCACAGCCUCCAUCCCCACACCAACAAACGCAACCCUUGGUUUAAGGCGUUCUGGCAACAGAAGUUUCAUUGUCUACUCCAAGGUGGCCGGUCACGUCAGAAGUUAUGUGACAAGAGGCUCUCGAUCAACAGCUCCAACUAUGAACAAGAGACCAAAAUUAUGUUUGUGGUCAAUGCAGUCUACUCGAUGGCUCAUGCCAUUCACAAGAUGCAGCGAAUGUUGUGUCCAAAUACUACCAGACUCUGCAAUGCUAUUUUACCACUGGACGGAAAGAAAAUGUACAAAGAAUACCUGCUUAAGGCUAACUUCAGUGCCCCUUUCCACCCCACGGGCGAUGCAGACAGUGAGAUCAAGUUUGACGAAAAUGGAGACGGGAUGGGUCGCUACAACGUGUUCAACUUCCAGAAGCGGGCGGGCAAGUACACGUACGUCAGGGUCGGCCAGUGGGCCAACUCUCUGUCGCUGAACACAGAUCUGAUACACUGGCCCAAACGCUACAUCCCCACCUCACAGUGCAGCGACCCGUGCGCCCCAAACGAAGCCAAGAACAUGCAGCCCGGUGACGUCUGCUGCUGGAUCUGCGUCCCCUGCGACCCUUACGCCUACCUGGAGGACGAGUUCACCUGCAAGGACUGUGGUCCAGGUCGGUGGCCCAACGAGGACCUGACGGGCUGCUACGACCUACCAGAGGAGUACAUCAGGUGGACGGACGGGUGGGCCAUCGGGCCAAUCACCAUCUCUUGCGCUGGGAUUGUCACCACCCUCAUGGUCGCCUCCGUCUUUAUAAAGCACAACAACACACCUCUUGUCAGAGCUUCGGGCCGCGAGCUCUGCUACAUUUUGCUCUUCGGGGUCUUCUUUUCCUACUGUAUGACCUUUUUCUUCAUUGCCAGGCCCUCGCGCGCCAUAUGCACCCUGCGCCGUCUGGGACUGGGCACGUCUUUUGCCGUGUGUUACUCUGCCUUGCUUACCAAGACCAACCGCAUUGCCAGGAUAUUCAACGGGGUGCAGGAAGGUACCCAGAGGCCGAGGUUCAUCAGUCCCAGCUCGCAAGUCUUCAUCUGCAUGAGCCUAAUCUUGGUCCAAAUUGUCAUGGUGUCGGUGUGGCUUGUGUUGGAGACUCCAGGAACCAGAAGGUACACUGUUCCUGAAAGAAGAGAGACAGUCAUUCUGAAAUGUAACGUGAAAGAUUCCAGUAUGCUAAUGUCACUGGCCUAUGACGUGGUGCUGGUGAUUCUCUGUACGGUGUACGCCUUUAAAACACGAAAAUGUCCUGAAAAUUUCAACGAAGCAAAGUUUAUUGGAUUUACCAUGUACACGACGUGCAUCAUCUGGCUGGCUUUCCUCCCCAUAUUCUACGUGACUUCCAGCGAUUACAGGGUUCAGACCACGACAAUGUGCAUCUCAGUCAGCCUGAGUGGCUUUGUGGUGCUGGGCUGCCUCUUUGCACCCAAGGUCCAUAUUAUCGUGUUCCAGCCCCAGAAGAACGUGACCAGCCACAGACUCACCAUGAACAGGUUCAGUGUCAGCGGGACGGUCACGAGCCACUCUCACUUUGGAGUAACCUGCCCCGAUACUGUUGCUUUACAGUGUCUGCCAGCGCUCACUACGUCCCAGCAGUCUGCAAUGGACGGGAAAUUCUGGACUCCACCACCUCGUCUUUAUGAAGCCGGUAUCCAAUCCAACCCCAUGUCUCCUGUCACAAUCACACGGGUGACACACCCUGGCUACAGUAACUUUUGUAGAGACAGUAUUAAGAUAUUUUUAAGGGCUGUAAGUAACUAGACCAUAGUUGGGUUUUCUGGUUAAUAUUUUAUCUUGUAAAUAACUUAUUUACAUAAAUUGUUAUAAAUUAAGGCAGGUACUGUAUGAAAAUAUGACCAACUGAUUAUUCUAACAUUUUGAGGUUCUACAACUGUCUGUGAUGUAUUUACAGUAGAUUGCAUAGUAAUUUUUAAGUUGUAUAUAGUUAUAACACGUAACAUGGUUUUAACAGCACAAGACAAUGAAUACGUCAAUGUAAAAUAAACUGAAUAAAAAUCUCUGAC
Mobula hypostoma (lesser devil ray) is the source of this 3310-nucleotide messenger RNA. It is a transcript of the gene grm3, whose product is annotated as glutamate receptor, metabotropic 3. Gene Ontology annotation, molecular function: group II metabotropic glutamate receptor activity. The record is from RefSeq and is a predicted model, not a curated record. NCBI's taxonomy places the organism in Eukaryota, Metazoa, Chordata, Chondrichthyes, Myliobatiformes, Myliobatidae. Gene Ontology annotation, cellular component: plasma membrane. The transcript is spliced from 6 exons. The coding region runs from base 243 to 3047 and encodes 934 amino acids. Gene Ontology annotation, biological process: regulation of synaptic transmission, glutamatergic; G protein-coupled glutamate receptor signaling pathway.